AUGGAUGAUGCCACGUACACUACCCAGUUCAUGGACAAGCCUCCGAUGCAUAGUAAUAUUGACGUUGAUGCUACAGAUUUAACUGCGGCAGAUGAGCUUCCUAUGCGAGUGACUUGUUGGGAUGAAUCCUCUGAGGGUAGACCAAUUUGCAUUAGGAAAUAUUUACCAGCUAGUUCAGCUAUUAAAGAGAUUGUGAUUGCAUCCUGGAUGAGCAAUCAUAAGAAUGUUCUGAAGCUCUUAGGAUGCUGCUUGGAGACAGAAAUCCCCAUUCUAGUGUUCGAUUUUGCAAAAAUUAAGGGAACUUUGGGCCGUAGUCUUUAUGGUUCCUACAAACCAGAGUGGCAGCCUCUACCAUGGAAAUGCAGGUUAAAGGUUGCAGUGGAGGUAGCAAAUGCAGUUGCAUACCUGCACACUGCCCUUCCCACACCCAUCAUCCACAGGGACAUUAAGCCUGAGAACAUUUUUCUGGAUCAAAGUAAUUUUGCCAAAUUGUAUGAUUUCUCUCUUUGCAUACCCAUUCCUGAAGGCGAAACACAAGUAGCAGUUGGUGAUGUCUCUGGAACGUUUGGAUUCCUUGCACCAGAGAACAUUACUACCUAUUGUUUGACCGAGAAAGCUGAUGUUUAUUCUUUUGGUAUGCUUCUGCUGGUGCUUUUGACUGGACAAAGGUACUUCUGGCGCCAAUUUGAUCUGAAUGAAGCUGAUCUUGUUGAAUUAUCCAACGCCACAAAGUAUUUUGUUGAGAACAACAGGUUGAGUGAGAUUGUGGAUCCUGUAGUAUUGAAAGAGGUAGCUGGAAGGCCUGGGAUGGAGCAGCAGUUGAAGGAUUUUGCAACAGUUGUCCUGAGGUGCAUCAAUUUAACAGUAGAAGAUAGGCCAACAAUGAUUGAUGCAGCAAAACAACUUAUGCAGAUUGAACAGUCUACUCCAGCCCAGUAA
Molecule: messenger RNA, 939 nt
Organism: Malania oleifera
Lineage: Eukaryota; Viridiplantae; Streptophyta; Magnoliopsida; Santalales; Ximeniaceae
Product: serine/threonine-protein kinase ZRK1-like
Exons: 2
Coding region: 1-939 (312 amino acids)
Biological process (GO): protein phosphorylation; cell surface receptor signaling pathway
Cellular component (GO): plasma membrane
Molecular function (GO): protein serine/threonine kinase activity; ATP binding
Source: RefSeq, a predicted model, not a curated record